Molecule: messenger RNA, 1290 nt
Organism: Populus euphratica (Euphrates poplar)
Lineage: Eukaryota; Viridiplantae; Streptophyta; Magnoliopsida; Malpighiales; Salicaceae
Product: probable F-box protein At4g22030
Exons: 1
Coding region: 1-1260 (419 amino acids)
Source: RefSeq, a predicted model, not a curated record
AUGGCCUCUUUACAAGCUUCAAGCUUUCUUUUCUCUUCUUCUUGUUUUUGUAGUUGUUCAACAAGAAUCAAUGCUGCUGUUUCGGUACCUAAGCUUCCAAGAUUUCGUCUCCCAGUUCCAAGAACCCCAUUAAGAUUUGUUGAGGAACUGAAUUUAAAAGAUGGGCUCACAAGUACAGUCCCAUUAUUAGAAAACACAAGGCCAGAUCAGUGUGCGCCAAUCGAGUCUAAAACUACUGCAGCAGCAGCCAAGCUUUACGCAAUCUUAGAAGCUGUUUCUGAUAGAGUAGAGAUGCACAAAAACAUUGGGGAGCAACGUGACAAUUGGAACAAACUUCUUUUGAAUUCAAUUAACAUGAUCACUCUAACAGCAGCAACAAUGGCUGGUGUUGCAUCAGCUGGUACAGUUGGAGCACCUCUUUUGGCUUUGACGUUAUCUUCUACUCUUUUAUUUUCUGCAGCUACUGGAAUGUUAUUGAUCAUGAACAAAAUCCAGCCUUCACAGCUUGCAGAAGAGCAAAGAAAUGCCACAAGAUUGUUCAAGCAACUUUAUAGCCAAAUACGAACAACACUUGCUCUUCGCGAUCCUACCGCGUUAGAUGUGAAGGAUGCAAUGGAGAAGACAUUGGCUCUUGAUAAAGCUUACCCUCUUCCUUUGUUAGGAAAAAUGAUUGAAAAGUUUCCUGAAAAUUUUGAGCCUGCAGUUUGGUGGCCUAAAACACAAGGAUCCCCAAGAAAGUACCUCAAAACACAAGGAAAGAAUGGGUGCAGUGGAGAUCUUGAAGAGGAGAUGAGGGAAGUGACUGAAGUGAUAAAGAGAAAAGAUAGUGAAGAUUACAUGAGACUAGGCAACUUGGCAUUGAAGGUUAACAAGAUCUUAGCCAUCUCUGGUCCAUUACUCACUGGCAUUGCAGCUGCGGGGUCUGCCUUUGUAGGCCAUGGAUCUUGGGCAGCAAUUGUGGCUGUCACAGCUGGUGCAUUAGCUAGCACAGUCAAUACAUUUGAGCACGGUGGCCAAAUCGGUAUGGUAGUUGAAAUGUACAGAAACUGUGCAGGAUUCUUUACACUUAUGGAAGAAUCAAUUGAAACCAGCAUUCAACAAAGAGAUUUCGAGAAAAGUGAAGACGGAGAAAUGUUCGAAAUGAAUGUUGCAUUGAAGCUUGGAAGAAGCUUGUCACAACUAAGAGAUCUUGCCAGAAAAUCCUCUUCUUCUCAUGGAGAUGGAAGCACCAUAGAUGAGUUUGCUAGCAAACUUUUUUGAUAGUAUUAGACCUCCCUGUCCAUAACUAAU